Armigeres subalbatus is the source of this 682-nucleotide messenger RNA. RefSeq lists its product as uncharacterized. NCBI's taxonomy places the organism in Eukaryota, Metazoa, Arthropoda, Insecta, Diptera, Culicidae. Bases 5 to 481 code for a protein of 158 amino acids. Gene Ontology annotation, molecular function: nucleic acid binding; zinc ion binding. The record is from RefSeq and is a predicted model, not a curated record. The transcript has 2 exons.
UCGCAUGCUGCGAGAUCGGAUAAUUAUUGGCGUACAAGACAAAAAGCUGCAGUUAAAACUCCUCGAUGGACGAGAUGACCUGCUGGCAAUCAUUGAGACCUGUAAGGUGUUUGAAGCUGCGUCGGAGAAUAAGCUGAUUCUGGAUCGCAAAGUGAGACCGCUAGAGGUAAAGUCAGUCGAGAAGCAGUUGGAUGAAGGAGGAAGGGAGGUAGCUGUCGUCAAUCGUAAACAGUGCUACAAUUGUAGAAAGCCAUUCAACCAAGCUCACCGUCGCAGCUGCCCGGCAGUUGGUGUGAAAUGUUUUACGUGUGGUGGUGCAGGCCAUUUCAGCAAGUGCUGCCGUCGUCGACUGGAAUCGGGUGAACAACAGAAGGAGGACAACGCAACAAAGCAGCCGUCGAAGAUGAGACAACAGAAUAAACAAAAAUCAGUGCUCGCGGUAAAUUGGAGUGACGCAGAUAACACUGAAUCAACAAUUUGACGCCACAAUGCACGGUUCGAGGCCGCAUCUCUCCAUCCUCGGAUACGCCCCACGCUCGCCAAGUCGUUUUGCACCUGGUCUGCCCAUCUCGCUCGCUGCGCUCCACGCCGUCUCGUACCUGCCGGAUCGGAAGCGAACACCAUCUUUGCAGGGUUGCUUUCCGGCAUUCUUGCAACAUGUCCUGCCCAUCGUAUCCUUCCG